AUGCUUAAAGACUUGAGAGGCUUCAAACUUAAUUUGGCUAUUGCCUUGUCUGGUGCUUGCGCUUGGAUUCUUCAAGGUUAUGACCAAGCUGUCAUGAACGGAUUGUUGACCAUGACCUUGUUUCAGGAACAGUUCCCAGUUUUGAACAGUAACCGUCCAGGCGUGGACCAAGCACAUGCUUCGCUUAUUAAGGGUACCAUCGUGUCGAUUUAUGAGCUUGGAUGUGCUGCAGGUUGUGGCAGUUGUUUUUUCGUUGGUGACAAAUUCGGUCGUAAGAAAAUGAUCAUGGCGUUCGCUGUUUUGACUAUGGUGGGUGUUAUUAUCCAGGUUUCUUCCUUUAAGAUUGAGCAGCUCGCUAUUGGAAGAAUCGUCACUGGUUGCGGUGUUGGUGGCUUUACGGCCACUGUUCCAAUGUGGAUUUCCGAGUGUUCUAGUGCAAAGCUUAGAGGUAAGCUUGUUGCAGUCUGUGGCGCUAUGGCAAUUUCUGGUGUCUGCUUGGCAUCUUGGGUUGACUUUGGAUUCUAUUUUGUCAAGCAUAGUGCUAUCAACUGGAGAAUGCCCAUUGCUAUCCAGGUUAUCUUCCCCAUUAUCUGUUUUUGCUUGGUGUCUCAACUUCCAGACUCACCUAGAUGGUUGGUUAAGCAAGGAAGAGUCAACGAGGCAGCUGAGAUAUUUGCCAGAUUGGAGGACACUACUGUGGACUCCGAACACGUUCAGGCUGAAUUGGCAACCAUUGAGCAGGCUCUCAUGGAAAAUCCAAAGGCUGCCAGCGCCUCUCCAUUUGCAUUCACUAAGAACAAACACUUCAGAAGAACUGUCAUGGCAGUUGGUCUCAACAUAGGUGCCCAAAUGACCGGUGUCAACGUUGUAACUUUCUACUCCACUACCAUCUUCCAAAAGCAGUUAGGUUACAGUGCAAUCGAAGCCAGAAUUUUCUCUGGUUGUCUUCAGAUAUUCCAGACUAUAGCUGCCUUCUUCGGUAUUGUACUUAUUGAUAUUUUAGGAAGACGAGGUGUCAUGAUUCAUUCAUCUGCUCUUAUGGCCAUCGCCCAGUUUGUCCUUGGAGGUUUGGCUUCCAACAUGAAGAACCCAUCUAACGGUAAAGCCAUGAUUGCCUUCUUCUUCCUUGCCCUCUAUGCUUUCCCAACGGGUUUGCUCAUGGCAGUGUUCAUGUAUGCUGCUGAAAUUGCACCAUUGGAAAUUCGUGCUAAGAUCACAGCUAUGAGUGCCGCAGCAAACUGGCUUUUCAAUUUUUUGGUUGCAAUGGCUUCUUUGGUUGCUUUCGACACCAUUGGUUACAAAUACUACUUCCUCUACGCAAGCUGCGCUACCGCCUUGUGCAUUUCUGUUAUUUUGUUCUUUCCCGAAACAAAAGGAAGAACAUUGGAAGAGAUUGACGACGUUUUCAUUGUCUCGAAAUCACCAUUCGACACUGUUUCUGUUGCAAAGAAGAUUGCAGUUAUGGGAGACGACACUGAGAACGUGACAACCUUGGACUGGAAGGCCAAGCCUGAAGCAGAAUUUGUCGAAAAUAAUAAAGAAAGGGAAUCUAUUUAG
Sungouiella intermedia is the source of this 1557-nucleotide messenger RNA. NCBI's taxonomy places the organism in Eukaryota, Fungi, Ascomycota, Pichiomycetes, Serinales, Metschnikowiaceae. The record is from the annotation of a GenBank genome assembly.